AUGAUAGUUAAGAAUUCAUUUCUACGCAAUCUUUUCAUUGAAGAUAUUGAUUUCAAAAAGACGAGCAGAGAAGAACAAGAGAAAUUCGAAGAGGAAAAGAAACGUCUUGAUAAUGAUUCAGUCAAGAAAUGUCCAAAAUGUCAACAAAACUACAUACCAUCAAAGACCAAUCAUGGCAAUUGCCAUUAUCAUGAUGCGUUUGUCUAUGAUGCGAAUAACCAUUGCAAAUUAACUCGUGAACAAGCGCAAACAAUGACGCAAAAAUUUAAAUUGAUAACAAGCAACAGUGGUAGAUCUGUGGAAUUACCAAAAUUAAUAUGGGGCUGUUGUUUGGGUUUAUAUGGACUUGAUCCACCAUGUCAAGUGGGCAGCUGCGGUUUGCCCGAAGAAAUUAAAGGACAACCAAUCGAGCCAGACCAAGAUCUAAUGGCACUCGUUCAAGAUCUAUUUAUGAAUAAUAAAGCAGCUGAGAUAAGAAUCAAAGAUUUUGCCUGA
Rotaria socialis is the source of this 495-nucleotide messenger RNA. The record is from the annotation of a GenBank genome assembly. NCBI's taxonomy places the organism in Eukaryota, Metazoa, Rotifera, Eurotatoria, Philodinida, Philodinidae.